AUGGAGUCUGACAUCAGAGCCGUCCUGCCGGAUGUCGACCCGGUCGUCUCCGAGUACUCCGCAGGUUAUCUGAGGCAUGCCUCAACCGCAUGGAACGAUGAGGAGGAAUCCACCGGUCUCUCGCCUCUGGACGAGGCGGCCAUCGCCAUCACCGAGUUGCUCCUCUCUGCUUCCGGCAAUGCCACCGGCGCCGAGCAAAAGAAGGUCCAGGAGCUCGUCGCCAAGUGGGUUGGAAAGUACGAAGCCGCCAACGAGCAUGGUGAGCGCCGGGGCCCCUCUGCUGCAAAGCGUCUGGACCAAGCCUUUCAGGUCGGAAGCCAGCGCAAUAUGUCCUCCACCCUCGCUGUGUCGACGGGCACCAUUGAUCUCGAGUCCGCCAACCAGCGCAAGGUCGAAUCCAAGGUCGACCGCAAGAAGCUGGAGAAGGCGGAGCGCAAGAUCGCCGCCAAGCAGAGCAAGAAGGAGUUCAAGAACGUCGAGUACGAGGCGUCUCGCCUUCUGGAGCAGCCUGAUGAUGCGCAGUCGUACGAGGAGUUCUACAUGGCUGUCAACCCUCUCCAGUUGGGCGUCAGUACCACCAAGACCAAGGACAUCAAGAUCGACAGCAUCGAUGUGUCGAUUGGUGGCCUGAGGAUUCUGACGGAUACCAGCUUCACGUUGGCAUAUGGACACCGUUAUGGUUUGGUUGGUAACAACGGUGUGGGUAAAUCCACGCUCUUGCGUGCUCUCUCCCGGAGAGAAGUGCCGAUUCCUACGCACAUUUCGAUUCUACACGUCGAGCAAGAGCUUACGGGAGACGAUACUUCUGCUAUUCAGGCCGUCCUGGAUGCUGAUGUCUGGCGGAAGGUAUUGCUACGGGAGCAAGGUGAACUCACAGAAAAGCUUGCAGCGAUCGAGUCGCAGCGAACCGGUUUGGCGGAUACUUCGGCAGAUGCGGCCAGGCUGGACCGUGAGCGAGAGACUUUCGAUAACAAGCUUGGAGAUAUCCAAGAGAAGUUAGCAGAGAUGGAAUCAGACAAGGCCGAGUCCAGAGCUGCGAGUAUCCUGGCUGGUCUUGGUUUCUCUCCCGAACGUCAACAGUUUGCCACAAAGACCUUCUCUGGUGGUUGGCGUAUGCGUCUGGCCCUUGCCAGAGCCCUUUUCUGUGAGCCUGAUUUGCUUCUUCUCGACGAACCGUCCAACAUGUUGGACGUUCCCUCCAUUACUUUCCUUUCAAACUAUCUCCAAGGAUACCCUAGCACCGUUUUGGUUGUCAGUCACGACAGAGCCUUCCUCAACGAAAUCGCCACCGACAUUAUCCACCAACAUUCCGAGAGACUCGACUACUACCGAGGAGCGAACUUCGAGUCGUUCUAUGCCUCGAAGGAGGAGCGCAAGAAGGUGUAUCAACGAGAGUACGAGAACAAUGUGGCACAACGUGCUCACUUGCAGACUUUCAUCGACAAGUUUCGUUACAAUGCUGGCAAAGCCGCUGAGGCUCAGUCACGCAUCAAGAAGCUGGAGCGCAUGCCUAUCUUAGCGCCCCCAGAACAAGAGUACAGUGUCCACUUCAAGUUCCCUGAUGUGGAGAAGCUGUCUCCUCCUAUCGUGCAAAUGUCGGGUGUCACCUUUGGAUACAACAAGGACAAUAUUCUUCUGAAGAAUGUUGACCUAGAUGUCCAGCUCGACUCUCGUAUUGGUAUUGUUGGACCCAAUGGUGCCGGUAAAACGACAAUCCUCAAGCUACUCAUCGGCAAAUUAGAGGCUACCGAUGGGUUGAUCCAGCAAAAUACCCGACUACGCAUCGGUUUCUUUGCUCAGCAUCACGUCGACGCCUUGGAUCUCACCAUGAGCGCCGUCAGCUUUAUGGCUAAGAUGUAUCCUGGCAGAGCCGACGAAGAGUACCGACGGCAACUUGGAGCAUUCGGUAUCACCGGUACCACUGGCCUCCAGAAGAUGGCCGUCCUAUCCGGAGGUCAGAAAUCUCGUGUGGCAUUCGCUUGCUUGGCGCUCACUAACCCGCAUAUUCUUGUUCUUGACGAGCCUUCCAACCAUCUUGAUAUUGAGGCCAUGGAUGCCUUGUCAGAGGCUUUGCGAGCCUUCCAAGGAGGUGUACUAAUGGUCUCCCAUGACGUGACCAUGUUACAGACUGUGUGUAAGAGCUUGUGGGUUUGCGAGAACGGUACGGUAUGGAAGUUCCCGGGAGAUGUGCAGGCAUACAAGAAGAGAAUUGCAUCACAGGCAGAUGCCUCGGGUGUUGUCAAGCAGCAUUAG
This is a messenger RNA of Truncatella angustata, 2253 nucleotides long. RefSeq names its product ABC transporter. Gene Ontology annotation, molecular function: ATP hydrolysis activity; ATP binding. The coding region runs from base 1 to 2253 and encodes 750 amino acids. The record is from RefSeq and is a predicted model, not a curated record. NCBI's taxonomy places the organism in Eukaryota, Fungi, Ascomycota, Sordariomycetes, Amphisphaeriales, Sporocadaceae. The transcript has 2 exons.